Messenger RNA from Contarinia nasturtii (swede midge), 865 nucleotides. Its product is annotated as mpv17-like protein. Lineage: Eukaryota; Metazoa; Arthropoda; Insecta; Diptera; Cecidomyiidae. Bases 226 to 783 code for a protein of 185 amino acids. The transcript is spliced from 4 exons. Gene Ontology annotation, cellular component: cytoplasm; membrane. The record is from RefSeq and is a predicted model, not a curated record.
CAUUUCAUUUUGGAAAUCGGUCGUGUACAUACAUUGAAAUAAGCGACAAUCUAAAACGUUCACUGUCAAAUUACAGUUUGUUUAUCAAAUCACCAAAAAAACAUUCCAUUUCUUAUCGAUAUGACGGCGAGCAUCGAUUGAAGUGUUGACUCUGGAAUUCUAAUACUUAUAUUAUUAUUUUUUUCUUCGUUUUUCUCACAUUGUGUUUACAAAGAUUAAAAUAAAAUGGCCAGUCGAUUCAAACAUUUAUUUAACAAAUAUCCAUUUAUAUCGAAUAGUGUGAUUUAUGGUUCUCUCUAUAUGACAGCCGAAUGUUCACAACAAAUCGUUACGAAAAAAUUUCUAACUCAACCACCGGAAAAUUUGGACGGCGGUGCACUCGUUCGAUAUGGCAUUAUGGGAACAUGUCUGUACAGUCCAAUGCUGUAUACAUGGUAUAAGUGGCUUGAUGGAACAUUUCCAGGGACAACUAAACGAAUUAUUAUAAAAAAACUAUUUUUGGAUCAAUUUUUGAUGACACCACAAUUGCUUGUUGUUUUUUAUACGGGAAUGGCGUUGAUGGAAAGAGCUGAAGAUCCACUAGCCGAGCUUAAAGAGAAAUUUGUGCCGACAUUUGCGCGAUCGUGCCUGUUUUGGUUACCCGCGCAAACAAUCAACUUUUAUUGCAUACCACCACAUUUACGUAUUGUUUACAUUGGCACCUGUUCGCUCAUAUGGGCCAACAUUUUGUGUUGGGUGAAACGGCAAAACAACAUUCCAAACGAUGCGUCGGAACAACAUUGAAAAUAACAUCACACAAUAAAAUGAUUAAUUUCAUUUUUUUUAAAGAAGAAGAACAAGAGCGUAUAGAAAAAAUUGUUGUAAA